CAUAUGUGUACGCUUUGGGAAACUGUUGAGGAGUGUUGGGAUCAAGACGCAGAAGCACGCCUCUCGGCUGGUUGUGUAACAAAGCGGCUGACAACGCUCGCCCAACAAGCUCAUGUCGAUCUGGAUUUUGCCGGUACUCCAGUGGUAGCAUCUCGAGCCGAUUUGACUUGUCCAUCGCGCGACGAAGAUCGCACGCACUCGACACCAAAUCACAGUGAGGUCUUGGGACCGGAAUGUUCUGGUCCGGUUCCGAUGACCGAUUUGGAUUUAGACGCCGACGAUGUGAUUGAAGAGGGAGUGAUCGCAAACAAAACAGAUGAUAAUCCCUCAGUUGGACACUUACGAGAUGAGGCUUUGCGUCGCAAACGUCGCCUAAUGCAGCUGCGACAACGAAAUGCAAGGAAGGCUAAUGGGACCGCAGAGGACUCAGAUGAUAAUCACGAUGUGGAAUCCGAAGAACUGCCUUUGCCAAAGCCUAUUUUUCGAAACUACAAGCCACAAUCGGAAAAUUUGAAAGACGGCGAACUUCCCAGUGCCCCCAUGGUUGAUCUUACAACGUUAGUCACUGAACAGCUCGAAGCGGCUACCGCACCCGUUGUCGUAGAGGAAGUGAAUUUGAUGAACUUGGCCCCUCGCAAACCCGAUUGGGAUUUGAAACGUGGUGUGGAGAAGAAAUUGCAAAAACUGGAACGACGCACUCAACGCGCUAUUGCCGAACUGAUUCGUGAGAGAUUACGCGAAACGAAAACCGAUUUGGCAACUGCAGUCAGUCAACUGCCUGGUCCUUUCAAUUAA
This is a messenger RNA of Echinostoma caproni, 795 nucleotides long. Lineage: Eukaryota; Metazoa; Platyhelminthes; Trematoda; Plagiorchiida; Echinostomatidae. The record is from the annotation of a GenBank genome assembly.